AUGGGCAAUUGUUUCUCGUCCACAGAGGAGAAGGAGGCAAAGGAGAGGAGUACCAACAUCGACAAGCAGAUCGAAGAGGAUAGCAGAAAGUUCAAAAAGGAAUGCAAGAUCUUGUUGCUGGGUGAGUUUGCUGAUGUGCUGCAUGGGCGCUGCUUGAGAGUCGAUGGGAAGAAACCGGACAUAGAUCAUAGCCCAAGACUUUACAUGGGCGCAUGAAGGAGAGGAGGCUUGGCGCUGUUCGAUAGCUGCGAACGGGCCGUGGCGGGAGGAUGAGUGCAGGUGCAGCGGUCGGAUGGCUCCCAGCACCACGACUCGCGCGGGCAGCUGGAUAAGUGCUCAUGCCACGAUUGCCUUCACCUCACUCGCAGGUGCAGGAGAGUCGGGCAAGUCGACGGUGGUGAAACAGAUGAAGAUCAUCCAUCAAAACGGAUACACACCGGAAGAGUUGAUGUUGUACAGAUUAACAGUCAUCAAGAACUUGGUGGACAGCGCGCAGGCGAUAGUCCUAGCGCUGCGCAAGUUCAAGCUCGAACCUGAGGUGCCUGACAAUAGGGUGAGUGGUGACGUGGCACUCCUGAGAGCGUUGGACGCACGGGGUCAGCCGCAGCUUACUGAGCCAGAGCCUCUUGCUCGGCUCGAGCAGGAAUCGGCAGAGCUAAUCUUGCAAUACCGGGUGGAUGCGGACCCGAACACAUCUCUGGAGCCAGCGAUGGCAAAGGCUGUGGAAGCCUUGUGGGCAGAUCCGAUCGUAGCUACGGUAGUGGACCGAAGCAGCGAAUUUUAUCUCAUGGACAGCGCGCCAUAGUGAGUCGCUCGAUGCAAGAGAGGCGAGACGAAGCGCAGCGCUGAACAGAUGACCGCACGCACGCUUCGGACGCAGUUUCUUCAACAAUGUAUCACGGAUAGCAUCGCCGGACUACAUACCGAACGAAGACGACGUGCUGAGAGCGCGGUCAAAGACGACGGGCAUCACUGAGACGCGCUUUAACAUGGGACAAUUGUCCAUUCAUCUCUUCGACGUUGGAGGGCAAAGAUCAGAACGGAAAAAAUGGAUCCACUGUUUCGAAGCAGUCACCUCCAUCAUCUUUUGCGUCGCGCUGAGCGAGUAUGAUCAGGUACUGUUGGAGGAGAGCGGACAAAAUAGGAUGGCAGAAAGCCUGGUCCUGUUCGAGAGUGUCGUCAACUCCCGUAAGUCGCUGCAAGUGUCUGAUUCGGCGAGUGCUUGCAUAGCUCAUCGCAAACGUAUCCAUUGUCUUGCCGCACGCAGGCUGGUUCUUGAGGACAUCGAUCAUCCUUUUCUUGAACAAGAUCGACAUUUUCAAGCAGAAAAUACCUCGGCAACCUCUUGCCAACUUCUUUCCGGAAUAUAGCGGAGGUGCAGACGUGAACAAGGCGGCAAAAUACAUCCUUUGGAGGUUUACGCAGACAAAUAGGGCGAGGCUCAGCAUAUACCCCCACUUGACUCAAGCCACCGAUACCUCCAACGUUCGGCUCGUCUUCGCCGCAGUCAAGGAGUGAGUAGGCGACCAGUUGACGUCGUGCGACCACGAACGUCUAGGCUCAUUGCCGUGCACGGACGUCUCUUCACCAGAACUAUCCUGCAAAACGCCUUGUCUGCUUCGGGCAUUUUGUAG
Ceraceosorus bombacis is the source of this 1634-nucleotide messenger RNA. The record is from the annotation of a GenBank genome assembly. Lineage: Eukaryota; Fungi; Basidiomycota; Exobasidiomycetes; Ceraceosorales; Ceraceosoraceae.